Messenger RNA from Scaptodrosophila lebanonensis, 2741 nucleotides. Its product is annotated as acidic mammalian chitinase-like. Gene Ontology annotation, molecular function: chitinase activity; chitin binding. The record is from RefSeq and is a predicted model, not a curated record. Gene Ontology annotation, cellular component: extracellular region. NCBI's taxonomy places the organism in Eukaryota, Metazoa, Arthropoda, Insecta, Diptera, Drosophilidae. Gene Ontology annotation, biological process: carbohydrate metabolic process; chitin catabolic process. The transcript is spliced from 8 exons. Bases 6 to 2693 code for a protein of 895 amino acids.
CAAUCAUGGGCAUGAGAUUCGCAGUAUUACUCGUAUUCGUUUUUGUGGCAUUACAUCUAGUUAGCAGCGAUCAAAUAAUAAACUGCUAUUGGGGAACUUGGGCCAACUAUCGUCCUGGAGAUGGAAAGUUUGAACCUUCAAACAUCGACACCAGUCUGUGCACCCAUAUAAGUUAUACUUUCUUCGGCAUCAGCGAAAGCGGGGAAUUCAAAUCGUUGGAUCCCUGGCUCGAUUUGGAUAGUGGGUUAGGUUUUAUUAGCAAGACCAUUGCCCUGAAGCAGAAAAACUCAAACCUAAAAAUCAUAGCCACUGUUGGCGGUUGGAAUGAGGGAUCCAAUAAGUAUUCCGCCAUGGCUGCGGACCCAAACAAGCGUGCCUUAUUUAUUUCCUCUGCCUUGAGUUUCAUUCAGGAGCAUGGUUUUGAUGGCUUGGAUGUGGACUGGGAGUAUCCCGUAGAACGUGGCGGCGUUCCUGAGGACCGGAAUAACUUCGUAACACUCCUAAGCGAAAUUAAACAAGUUUUUGAUCAGCAUGGCUUAGAGUUAAGUAUAGCUGUAGGCGCAUCCAAAGCCAGAGCAGAAAUUUCAUACGACAUACCAGCCAUUUCUCAGCAUGUGUCCUAUAUAAAUGUUAUGACCUACGACUUCCAUAUGGCGAACGACGGGUACCUCGGUUUCAAUACACCCUUGCCCGAGGUUCAGCAGGCCAUCGAUUAUUGGCUUGAAAAAGGUGCACCUGCUCAAAAGCUUGUACUAGGCCUUGCUUUUUAUGGACACACCUACCAAAUGGCGGACAGUUCUCAGAAUGGGCCAGGGGAUCGGUCUAGCGGCCCGGGGACCGCAGGGAAAUACACACAACAAAGCGGCUUUCUUGGUUACAAUGAGAUCUGUUUGAAUAAUUGGGCCGCAGUGUUCAAUGAGGAAUAUGGCGCACCAUACGCUUUUCAGGACAAUCAGUGGGUUUCCUACGACAACGUACAAAGCAUUGAACGAAAAAUGAAAAUUGUGAAUACUAAGUCAUUGGCUGGUGCUAUGGUCUGGUCCAUUGAAACAGAUGAUUUUCGAGGCCGAUGUGGUGAAUCAUAUCCCUUAUUGAAGGCCAUAAGGAAUGCGGUUAGCCUUGCUGAGGGUGACACUGAAAGCGUUGUAACCUCUAAGCCCUCUACACCAACAACUUCCGCAGCCACAACCGCCACCAGUGCUCCUGUGGCGCCCACACAGAGCAGCGCCUGCUCCAGCGAUGGCUACUUUAGGCACAGUACUGAUUGUCAACGCUUCUAUCAAUGUGUGGCGGGUAGGCGAUUCGAGUUCACCUGCCCCAAUGGGCUAUAUUUCGACCCCAAUUUACUUGUCUGCAACUGGUCUUCCGCUGUUAGCUAUAAUAUUUUUUGCUAUUGGGAUAUGGGCGCCUUUUACCGUAGGGGUCAUGCCAACUUCCAAUCCUGGGAUGUGGAUCCACGACUCUGUACCCAUUUAGCUUGCGGAUUCUUUGGAAUCGAUGAAAGGGGCGCCAUCGAAAUCGGAGUAGAGCUCCAGAACAUAUACUUGGAUCUUAUAAGCUAUGCAAUGCGCUUAAAGCAGACUUUUCCCCAUUUGAAAGUAUUUGCUGCCAUAGGAGGCUGGAAGGAAGAGAAGGCCAGGAAGUUCUCGGACAUGGCAGCAGAUGCACGAAAACGCCAUCGUUGUGUUUCCUCGAUUACGGAUUUUGUAAACCAGUGGAACUUUGACGGCGUGGAUUUGGACUGGGAAUUUCCGACCCAGCGAGGAGGCCGUACUAGGGAUCGUUACAGUUUCGCAGUUCUAUUGAAGAAAUUGAAGACCAAACUAAAAGAGCACGGGCGUCAAUUAUCGGUUGGAGUUCUCGCGCGAGUCGAUGCAACCACGCUUGCCUCCUAUGAUGUUCCAAAAAUAGCUCAGCACGUAGACUUUAUCAAUAUGUUGACACACGACUUUCGAACUCCCUAUGCCCUGCGUCUGACUCACAACGCUCCACUAGGCAACAAUAGCAACAUAGAACUAGCGGUGAUUCAUUGGGCUAAGCACAGUGGAAUGCCUUCGAAGCUGCUGCUAGGGAUUCCCUUCUUUGCCAGCACUUACACGCUCCAGAACCCGAACCUGACGGCUGUAGGCUCUUACAGCAAUGGUCCCGGAUCGCUCACAGCAUUAUCGGGACAGGUGGGCUGCAUGGGUUACAAUGAGUUUUGCACGCAGGCCAGUCGUUGGACGCAAAAAUAUGAUGCCAAUGCUCAAGUAGCAUAUGCCUACUCGGGGAAUCAGUGGCUGAGCUAUGAUAAUGCUCGCAGCAUUGCUGAAAAGAUGCGACUGGUAAGGACACACAAGCUUGGCGGAGCCAUGGUCUGGUCCAUCGAUACGGACGACUUUCGUGGCAAUUGUGGGGAAAGAUAUGGGCUCCUUCGUACCAUAAAUGAGGCCAUUGGCGAUCCUUCUGUGUUUACAUUGCCGGAAUAUACAACGCAGAAUCCCGCCACAUGUGUACAGGAUGGUUUCUAUCGCCGAAGGUUCGACUGCCAGUUGUACUACGAAUGCAGAGGUGGAGAGCGCUUUGAUUACAAAUGCAUCCAGGGACAAUAUUUUGAUGAGCAAUUGGGUUAUUGCAGCCCCUCGAAGCUGGUGCGUUGUAUACAAAACAUGGGGACCUACCUGCGUAAAUUUCCAGUGAACCUGAAAAUUUGAAACCCCAAUACCCCAUAAAACAUAUUAAAUAAAGUUUUCGCAUGUAAA